Eurypyga helias (sunbittern) is the source of this 1563-nucleotide messenger RNA. RefSeq names its product torsin family 4, member A (gene TOR4A). Gene Ontology annotation, molecular function: ATP binding; ATP hydrolysis activity. Lineage: Eukaryota; Metazoa; Chordata; Aves; Eurypygiformes; Eurypygidae. Gene Ontology annotation, biological process: negative regulation of apoptotic process. Gene Ontology annotation, cellular component: nuclear envelope; endoplasmic reticulum lumen. The transcript has a single exon. Bases 1 to 1563 code for a protein of 520 amino acids. The record is from RefSeq and is a predicted model, not a curated record.
AUGGACAGAGAGCUGCCCUGCGCUGAGGUGGAUGGAGAAGUGUCCUCUGCCAGGGAGGAGCUGGGAGGAGAGAUGCUGCCCUGUGCGGAGAGCGAUACCGAAGGAGAUGUGUCCUGUGCCGAGAGCGAUACCGAAGGAGAGGUGCCCUGUGCUGAGACCAACACAAAAGAGGCACCUUAUGCUGGGAGCGGUGAGGAAGGAGAGGUGCCCGGCACUGACAGCGACAGGGAAAUGCCUUGUGCCGAGAGUGACGCAAAAGGAGAGGCAUCUUGCUAUGAGAGUGAGGGGGAAGAAGUACCGGACACUGAAAUCCCUACUGCUUCAAAGAAAAUGUCUUCUCUUUCUUCUCCCUUGCGGGCAAUCAUCCGCCUGCGACGACGAUACCGGGUGCAAAAGAAAAGCCGUCUGCAUUUAGAACUCCCUCGAGAAAAGUCUCCAGAGCUUGUCCACACGAGGCUGCUCCAAAGGCAGCUUUCCCUGAACCGAACUAGCCUGUAUGGCUCUUCCAUGGCCUUCUUUAACCAGAGCAGCUUUGAAAGUUCCCAGUACUUCACCUUCGACACAUCGCUGGAGCAGUACGCUAUGAAAAAAUGCAGGCGGAAAAAGAAUCGAAGGAAAUCUAGGAUAGUCCUGUACCCAGAUAAAACGAAAAAAUACCUUCCAACGGAGGAGAAGAGCAAGGCAAAACGCUGCCUCCUCUUGCUCAUUGUCAUUAUCUUCUUCCAGAUUCUCAAUGCAAUAGAGAACCUGGAUGAUAACCUCCAAAAAUACGACCUGGAUGGUUUGGAGAAAACAAUGCACCGGGAAGUAUUUGGGCAGAAGGUCGCUGUGGAAAGUAUUAUGGAAUUACUGAAAGACUAUCUGGCUACCCACAUACACAACAAGCCUCUAGUAAUCUCUUUAAACGGCCCGACAGGAGUUGGGAAGAGUCACGUUGGCUGGCUACUGGCCAAACAUUUUCGUUCCGUCAUGGACAAUGACUUUGUGCUUCAGUACUUCGUUAUGCAUCACUGCCCCAACGGGGUGGCUCCUCUCACUUGCGAAAUAGAUUUGUCUAAGAAGAUUUCUGACAUGGUUACGAGAGCCGAAGUAGAAGAGAAGAUACCCCUGUUUAUUCUGGAUGAGGUUGAACUCAUGUCCCCAGUCCUGCUGGAUACUCUCAGUCGAUUCUUUGAGCCCAAUCAAACCAAUGAGUUCCUCAAUGCCAUCUAUGUUUUGAUAAGCAACAUAGGAGGUGGUGAAAUAACAAAGUUUGUUAUCCAGAAUGCAUCCACUGAGCUUCUGCAUCAGCAAAGGGGAGUUGAAGAGUUGCUGAGCAUCGUCCAGCCUGUGCUGAUUGACGUCCACCCUCUCUGGAAGUCUGCAGACAUCAUCCCGUUUGUUCUUCUGGAGAAGACUCACGUCAUAAACUGCUUCCUAGAGGAGAUGAGGAGGGAAGGGCUGUAUCCUGACCAGAAGCACAUUGAGAAUCUAGCAAGUCAGCUCAGUUACUACACUACAGGGGACAAGCAGUACUCCAGGAUGGGCUGCAAGCAGGUGGUGGCCAAAGUCAACCUGCUGUAG